Messenger RNA from Scomber japonicus (chub mackerel), 2512 nucleotides. RefSeq names its product RELT like 2 (gene rell2). The record is from RefSeq and is a predicted model, not a curated record. Gene Ontology annotation, biological process: positive regulation of cell-substrate adhesion; positive regulation of p38MAPK cascade. The transcript has 7 exons. Lineage: Eukaryota; Metazoa; Chordata; Actinopteri; Scombriformes; Scombridae. Bases 94 to 2295 code for a protein of 733 amino acids.
GGAUGUGUCCACUGUUGACAGACAUACAGGAAAAUGAUUAAGGAAGGCUUGAAGAUGAUUUGAUCCAACUCCAAAACCUCUUGAAGCUACAUCAUGACUGAUUUAGAAGCCCACGGGGUGGGGGACCCCCCUCCGCCCUACAUGAUUUUUCUGGUGGUCUUCCUCUUCUUCAUCACCGGGCUGCUGGGCUUCCUCAUUUGCCACCUGCUGAAGAAGAAGGGCUACAGGUGCCGCACUGCAGACGAGGAGGAAGAGGAGAAGCUCGGAGGAACUGAAGACGAUGAAGAUGAAGAGAACCAGGAUACAGUGGAGCAGAUUCUCAAAUGCAUUAUUGAAAAUGAAGCCAACAUGGAAGCCUUCAAUGAGUUAUUGGGAAGCCACAAUGUCUGUGUGCGCCAUGACGCAAGGUUGCGUAAGGAGUCCGUUGCUGGUAUUCCUUCCCAUCAUCACACAGUGCACUCAGGCAUGGAACACAACUCCUGCCACCUCUGUGCCCAGAGUCGAUCCAAAAAGGGCCGCCGACAAAGCAGAACCACCCGCUUCAGACAACGACCUGGAGAGCAGACUGUCUUCUCUGUUGGCAGAUUUCGGGUGAUACACACUGAUAAGAAGCCCCAAGGGAGUCCUAAUGCUUUGGCCGCUUCUAGUGACCAGCUGGACCAAUCCCAGGACAGCGACGACAGAAAGGAUGCUGGGUACAACUUGAGAAGUAUGUUCAAGGAUGUCCACCCACCAUCAGAGAACUCCAAUGGGACUGCUGUGAAUGUGGGGAAACGCAGGAAGAGUUUGACCAUAUUUGGGUUGAGGCGGGGUAGUGACCCUGUUGGCAUGAAAAUACCAGAGGGGACAGGUAGGGAGACCGGAGGGGUUAGAUUUGGUAUUCAGCAGCAACCUGUAGUGCUGGAGGAACCAUUGCUGACAAAGAGCAUUAAAGAUAUCCCUGAAAGUGGCACUAAAGCUGGUCCCACACCUGAGACUGAGACCACAAAGACCCAAACAGACAAACAGACCUCUGGCUCUAGCUCUGUUCCCAAGGAUGGCUCUAAACAUGAGCCCACUCCUGAGCCAUAUACUGGCCUUACAGUCAAUCCUUCAGAUGGCAGUACAGGAGCUUCUGCUCCCAGGUCCCUUCCCAUUCCAUCUUCUGCUUCGUCCGAGCAGACAUUUAAGAGAACAGAGAAACAAGCAGAUGUUGAGUAUGACAUGUUAAGAAAUAACGAUCCUGGGCCCCUGCAGACGUCGACACCCAUUGGUUAUAUUCCAUGUUUCACUCCUGUCACUUCUUCUGGUCAGUCUGAACCCAGUUUGGACAAAGGCCUUCCACUUACCCAAACUCCGCCUGACCUAAGUUCCAGCCCAGAUCAGGAGGUAGUUUUAGGUGCUAGCUUAGAUUUAACAAGCAUAGGUUCUUCCCCUCUGUCUUCAAUCCCUAUCAAGACCCCAUCGUCAGUUUCUUCAUUAAAAACUCCUACCUCACCCUUUGCACUCACACCGAGCCCCAAACCAAGCCCAAGGAAUACACCAUCAGAAGCUGCAACAACUGCCUUUUCCCCUACCCUCACUCAAAGCCCUAAGCUCCCAUCAGGUAGAGCAAUCACUGGUUCCUUACAAGCCCGAACUCCCUCACCUGCUCUUUCUCCUAGCCCAAAACUAUCAACCAAAGGUGAUAUGGUUUCAAGCCCAUUAUCUGCAAAGGAACAAGAGCCAGAAGAAGCCAGAAUCCCAACAUCAGAAGAAAUGACAGAAAUAAAACUGCGCGGGAUCCUCAAAAAAGGGAAAAUGUCACCACCUGCAGGAGACUCUAAAGGAUCUCCCAUUUCCUCUCCCUCUGAUCAGCUUUCUAAAAACAAACUGAGCAGUUUGCCUGUGUCACCUUCUAGCCCCAUGCCGCCCUCCUCACCUCAAGGGAACAGAAUAAGUAGUGUGGCCAUUGUCAAGGCCAGCCCUGACAGCAAGAGAGAGUUUUCUGUGGUCACUAUGGUGGAGAAGGAAGAGCAGUCUACCUCACAACAAAGCCAGGCAGAAGCGACUUCUGAAUUUGGGGUUGGAUCUGGAAAAGAGGGUGCUGGUCCACUCAGUCAGGGAGAACAUGUACCCAUUUCAGGUGUCGGACAACCUGCAAUACAAAUCGAAGAGACUUCUGGGGCAGAAGUUAGGUCAAUGGUGAGCCAGGAAAAGGACGAUAUGGUAGAGAUGGAAGAUAUUAGGGACUGUAAGGUGACGCAAGUGGAAGAAGCAGAGAGGUUAGAAGAGGAGUCGCAGAAGACGGUGAACAUUCAGUCAAAACCGGACUAAGAAGUGAAGGGAAAACUUCAAAGUGCCCAGUGACAUCCCAAAGAAAGACUUGAGAAGUAGCUCUCCUAGACUCUUAGAGGAAUGGAAUUAAAGUAGUAACACAACAAAUUAAACAAUAAUGCUUUUAAUCAUUUAACCACAGCAGGUCAUGUGAUACAUUUGCAGCUGGACUGGAGUGGCUGGUCCAUUGACUUUCUUGUUGACUGAAGGCAUAACG